Molecule: messenger RNA, 924 nt
Organism: Penicillium malachiteum
Lineage: Eukaryota; Fungi; Ascomycota; Eurotiomycetes; Eurotiales; Aspergillaceae
Product: DUF1183 domain protein
Exons: 1
Coding region: 1-924 (307 amino acids)
Biological process (GO): regulation of store-operated calcium entry
Cellular component (GO): endoplasmic reticulum membrane
Source: RefSeq, a predicted model, not a curated record
AUGCAUGGCCUAGUGUCAGCUAUCACCACACUGCUCCUCGCUACAUCAGCACUAUGUGCAAGGUCGUCUCAGAACCCACCAGGCAGAGAUGCUAUUCUGCUCUCAAAUGUCAAUACUCUGACCCUUCGCGGUGACCGCAUGACAUCUGCCCGGCGUGUCUCUCCCAUUCCUCAACUAAAGUGCGUGGGUCCCUCAAAGCGGGUAUGCGAGCUAUACCAACCCGAUACAAUGCGCUGCAAGAAUGAGGGCUACGAAUAUGACGAGGAAGUUGUACAAUGGACCUGCCAAGCUUCACUACCAACUGAAUUCAAGCUCGGAGCAACAGAUGUCGUUUGCGAAGGGUACCGAAACUCCAACGAUAAAUGGAUUCUCAAGGGAAGCUGUGGGGUCGAAUAUCGUCUUUUGUUAACAGAACAAGGCGAACGUCGAUAUGGAAAGAUAGAAAAGGACUCUUCUGAGGAAACUAGUUUACCGGAAUUCUUCGGAAAAAUUUUACUAGGUGUCUUCAUGCUUGCUGUCUUUGCUGUGAUCCUCAUUGCUGUUACCGGUGGCUUUUCAAACAGAGAUCGACGACAAGGAAGAGGAGGAAGAGGAGGAAUAGGAGGUAAUGAUGGUGGUCCUGGUGGUGGUGGUGGUGGUGGUGGUGGUGGAGCUUAUGGCCCAUACCCUCGGGGCCCUCCUCCUUCCUAUGGAAGCUGGAAUAAGCCAUCAUCAUCUCAAGGAUGGACCCCUGGUUUCUGGUCUGGAGCUAUGGGAGGUGCAGCAGCAGGAUAUGGUGCGGGACGAUACUCAGCUAAUACUGGAUCCUCGCGAGCUUCGACUGAGCGAUUUUCUUCAUACGAUGCAGGUGAAGGCAGUUCAACUCGAUCGACUCCAUCUUCCAACAAGACAAGCACUGGGUUUGGCUCGACCAAGCGCAGAUAG